AUGGCUACUGCCACGGUCGGCACGCUCAGUGAAUUCGUCGAGCUGGAUGGUGACUGGAUUGAAUAUGUCGAGAGACUGGAGCACUUUUUCCUGGCGAAUAACAUUGUGGGGGCGGAAAGGAAAAGAUCGAUUCUCCUCAGUGCGUGCGGUGCCAAGACGUACAAGUUGAUACGCAACUUAGCAACGCCACGGAAGCCAGGCGAACUAUCAUUCAAAGAGCUGGUGAAGCUGGUGCAGGAGCAUCACAACCCCAGGCCGUCAGUGAUUGUUCAGCGCUUCAAGUUCCACACGCAUUCACGCAAAGCUGAAGUUUCAGUUGCUACAUUCGUGGCGGAGCUGAGACAGCUGUCGGAAUAUUGUGAGUUUGGACCGGUGCUUGACGACAUGCUACGGGACAGGUUAGUCUGUGGUAUCAACAAUGACAGCAUUCAGCGCCGAUUGCUAGGUGAAGUCACGCUAACUUUCAAGAAAGCGUUGGAGAUUGCUCAUGCAAUGGAAACGGCAGCUAUCAACUCUAAAGACAUUCAAGCAGCUAACGCAAGUGUACCACAGGGCACCGUUCACCGUCUGUUUAAAGACGGGAGGGGCAAGCCGAUGACGUCAGUUGAGUGUUACCGGUGUGGGGGAGCGCAUCUUGCUGAUGACUGUGGUUUUAAAGAUGCCGCUUGCCAUAACUGCCAGAAAAAGGGGCACAUAGCGAAGAAGUGCAGAGGUGCUAAAAAGCCAUGGAAAAAGGAGUGGGAGUCAAAACCCCAAAUGAAAACGCAUCAUGUGCAGAGUGAAGAGCCGGAGGAGCAGUGUUCUUUUAACAUGUUUAAUAUUGACCUGAGUGGACCCCGGGCAGACCCGAUCUGCGCAACACUGCACAUAAACGGAAAAGAGCUGACGAUGGAGGUGGACACGGGUGCCUCAGUUUCGGUGAUAAGUCAAACCACAUACUCAAGGUUGUGGGGCUCUGGGAAAGCGCCUGCUUUAAGAAAGACUAACAUCAGACUGAGACAAUACACCGGUGAGUGCAUUCCUCUACUUGGAGCUAUAGAAGUAGACGUGAUGUAUGAAGGCCAGUCUGUAACAGUGAAGCUGUUAGUGGUAGACGGGGAGGGACCUAGUCUGAUUGGAAGGGACCUCCUAAAGAAAAUCCGCCUCAAUUGGGGGGAAAUCAUGCACAUGAGAGUGGUGGGAGACAUUCUAUCAAAGCAUGCAGACGUUUUUAAGGAUGAGCUCGGCACCCUCCGCGGCACAACGGUGAAGUUAACCGUGGACCCCAACGCAAAGCCACGUUUUUGCAAACCACGCACAGUGCCAUACGCCAUGAAGGCUAAGGUGGAAGCGGAGUUGGACAGGCUGCAGCGGUCAGGUGUUAUUGAACCUGUGGAGUUCUCUGACUGGGCAGCCCCGAUUGUGCCGGUGCUGAAAGAGGAUGGUGAGGUGCGGAUAUGUGGUGAUUACAAAAUGACAAUUAACCAAACCUCACAACUUGACACUUAUCCCCUGCCACGAGUUGAGGAUUUGUUCGCCACACUGGCAGGAGGACAAACAUUUACAAAACUGGACAUGAGUCACGCGUACCAACAGCUGUUGCUGGAUGAGGACUCUAAACAAUAUGUGACCGUCAACACCCACAAGGGGCUGUUCAAGUACAACCGUCUGGUUUUCGGCGUCGCGUCCAGCCCAUCCAUUUUUCAACGCACCAUGGACAACCUCCUGCAGAACAUUCCCCAUGUUGCUGUCUACCUAGACGACAUUUUGGUGACUGCUAAAACAGAAGAGGAGCAUCUGCGGAACCUCGACCAGGUGCUAAAGAGAAUGAAGGAGGCUGGGCUGCGUUUAAAACGCAGUAAAUGUGUUUUCCAGGCUCCAAGUGUCACCUACCUGGGUCACAGGAUUUCCGCUCAGGGUCUUUCCCCCAUGACAGAGAAGGUGAGGGCGAUAAAGGAGGCUCCUUCUCCAAAGAAUGUGGCAGAGCUCAGGUCUUUCUUGGGCUUAGUAAACUAUUAUGGGAAGUUCUUGCCUGAACUCUCCACUGUGCUCGCCCCCCUGUAUCAGCUGCUACACAAAGACUGUUCCUGGAAUUGGCAACAAGCUCAAGAGACAGCUUUUCAGCAGGUAAAAGAACUGUUGCACUCAGCAACGCUACUCGUGCACUUUGACCCAGACAAAGAAGUUGUGUUAUCCUGUGAUGCAUCACCCUAUGGCGUGGGGGCGGUCCUUUCGCACUGUAUGGAGGACGGGGAUGAAAAGCCUAUUGGGUACGUGUCUCGCACUCUCACAUCAGCAGAAAAGGGUUACUCGCAGCUAGAGAAAGAGGGGCUAGCUGUAGUUUUUGCUGUGAAACGGUUCCACCAGUACCUGUAUGGUCGCCCAUUUACCAUUUUUACCGACCAUAAGCCCUUGCUGGGCCUGUUUAGUGAGACUGAGGGUAUUUCACCCAUGGCGUCAGCAAGAGUGCAGCGCUGGGCAUUAACUUUGUCAGCGUAUCAGUAUCACAUUGUGUUUAAAGCAGGAAGUGAAAAUGCAAACGCAGACGCGUUCAGCCGUCUUCCCCUCCCAGAGUCACCGAGCCAAACUAACCUUCUUCCAGAGACUGUGUUUUUGUUGGACAGGCUGUCUGACUCUCCGGUGACAGCAAAGCAAAUCAAACAGUGGACUGAAAGAGACCCGGUGCUGUCACAAGUCAAGAGAUGGCUGUUGCAGGGCUGGCCAGUAGCAGUUGGACAAGAGGAGCUCAAGCCCUAUGUCAAGCGUCAGUUGGAGCUAAGUGUGCUGGAUGGCUGUAUCCUCUGGGGCUCCAGGGUGAUUAUUCCUCCUGCAGGACGGGCUCAGAUAACGGAAGUGCUGCAUGAAGCUCACCCCGGGGUGUCGAGGAUGAAGAGCCUCGCCAGGUCGUUUGUGUGGUGGCCUGGGAUGGACGGUGCUUUGGAAGAAAAGGUAAAAGCAUGUUCACAGUGUCAAAGUAACCAGAAGAUGCCCGCACCUGCUCCUCUCCACCCAUGGGAGUGGCCGGCACGUCCGUGGUCCAGGCUCCACCUGGAUUUCGCUGGUCCGUUUAUGGGUCACAUGUUCCUGGUGCUGAUGGACGCUCAUUCUAAGUGGAUGGAAGCACACAUCAUGUCAAAUAUCACAGCCCCAGUUACCACUGACACGCUCAGAAGCAUCUUUGCCACCCACGGGUUACCAGAUACAGUUGUCAGUGACAACGGGCCCACUUUCACCAGUGAAGUUUUCAAAGAGUUUGUUGAGAAAAAUGGAAUCCGACAUAUCCUGACUGCACCGUACCAUCCUGCUUCCAACGGUUUGGCAGAACGUGCUGUUGAGACGCUGAAAGAUGGACUGCGGAAAAUGACGGGGCACACGCUGGAGACGAAGCUGGCACGUUUCUUAUUCCAGUAUCGGAUUACUCCGCACACAACCACGGGUUUGCCUCCAGCGGAGAUGUUGCUGGGGAGAAAGCCCAAAUCUCAUCUGGACCUCCUUCGCCCGGAUGUAGGAGCAAAAGUUGCCCGAUCACAGGAGAACCAAAAAGUGAGACGGGACCAACAUGCAAGAGAGCGGCUUUUACAGCAGGGGGACUGUGUGUAUGUCAAGAACUUUGCCAGUGGCUCAAAGUGGCUGCCAGGAGUUAUUCACCGCCAGUCUGGUCCAGUCUCUUUUGUGGUUGACUUGUUGGAUGGCAGGCAGGUUCGUAGGCACCAAGAUCAUGUGCGUGUCCGCACCGAUGCAGAGGAGAAGGGGUCUCAGAGUUUUUCGCACAAGGACAGUGUGAGCAGCUCUAUGGACUGUGUUGCACCUGUGUGCAUUGAUGGACUGUUGCGGCCCUCGGAUGGACUGUCUGAGCAAACUGCCUCACCUGCCCCUGCCCCAAUUCCUCCCAGUGCAGCAAACUCUGUUACCCAGUCUGUGGACUCUACUGUUGCACCGAGAAGGUCAGAGCGGCAACACAAGCCUCCAGAGAGGCUGAACUGUUAAAAAAAAAAGAAAAAAAAAAAAAAGUGUGUUAGGCCAUACAGGUUGUUGUUGCCUUAUGUGAAAAAGAAAAUUGUUGUUCAUUUCCAAAUGUUGUUGAUGUAAAAUGUUGUUGAUUGCCUGUUGUUAAAAUUGUGAAGUUGGGAUGUGAUUUAAGUUGGUUUUAGUGCAAUAUCAUUUCUGUACUUUAUAAGGGGACAUUCAUGCAAUUUCAGUUUGUUUGGUUAACCGUAUUAUAAGUGUUUACUUAAAGGGGGAGAAGUGUUAUAGACUGAACUAGUGUUGCACUCAUUUAUAUCCGGCACUCC
Molecule: messenger RNA, 4271 nt
Organism: Gadus morhua (Atlantic cod)
Lineage: Eukaryota; Metazoa; Chordata; Actinopteri; Gadiformes; Gadidae
Exons: 1
Coding region: 1-3966 (1321 amino acids)
Biological process (GO): DNA integration; proteolysis
Molecular function (GO): aspartic-type endopeptidase activity; zinc ion binding; nucleic acid binding
Source: RefSeq, a predicted model, not a curated record